Engraulis encrasicolus (European anchovy) is the source of this 1632-nucleotide messenger RNA. RefSeq names its product leucine-rich repeat LGI family, member 2a (gene lgi2a). The record is from RefSeq and is a predicted model, not a curated record. Gene Ontology annotation, biological process: inhibitory synapse assembly. The annotation marks the transcript as partial. Gene Ontology annotation, molecular function: protein binding. The transcript has 13 exons. Lineage: Eukaryota; Metazoa; Chordata; Actinopteri; Clupeiformes; Engraulidae.
AGUAGUAGACUCCCCGCCAGACGCUGCGUUUCUAUAGGAGUGCUCAUCGUUGCGUGCCUCCUGUGCUUCCAAGCCGACUGUAAACGUGUGUUUAGGUGUCCGGGGACAUGUACCUGUUCCAAGGAGUCCAUCAUAUGCGUCGGCUCCAACAAUGUGCCACGGUUGAGCCCGAACGACAUAAAUUCACUGAGCAUCGUCAACGCCACGUUCUCCGAGGUCAAGGAGGCUAUGUUUGCGCACAUGCCCUCUCUGCAACUGCUGUUGCUGAACUCGAAUUCCCUCACCACCUUGCGCGAUGAUGCCUUCUCUGGUCUUCCUCACUUGGAGUAUUUGUUCAUAGAGAACAACAAACUGGAAACAGUGUCCCGCUAUGCUUUCAAGAACCUGAGAGAUCUCACUCACCUGUCUCUGGCGAAUAACAACAUUAAGGCCUUACCCAGGGACCUCUUCAGUGAUCUGGACUCACUCAUAGAGCUAGACCUGCGUGGCAAUGCGUUUGAGUGUGACUGCCGGGCUAAGUGGCUUAUGCAAUGGCUGCGCAGUACCAACGCCACCGUGUCGGACAUCUACUGUGAUGGCCCGGAGGAGAUGAAGGGGAAGAGGCUCAACGACAUGGCCAGCAUGCACAACGAGUGCAUGUCCACAGAUUUCGUGCUCCACCAGUCGGUGGCGUCUGAGUCCUUGUCGGUGGACACCUUCUCCUUCAAGAAUGAUGUGUAUGUGGCCAUCGCUGCCCCCAACACGGAGAGCUGCAUGGUGAUGCAGUGGGACCACAUCGAGAUGUACUUCAGAUCCUACGACAACAUCACAGGCCAGUCCAUAGUGGGCUGUAAGUCGGUUCAGAUCCAGGAUCAGGUGUUUGUGAUCGUGGCCCAGCUCUUCGGUGGCUCCCACAUCUAUAAGUUUGAUGAAGACCAGAGUCGCUUCAUCAAGUUCCAGGACAUCGAGGUGUCGAAGAUCUCCAAGCCAAACGACAUCGAGGCCUUCCAGAUCGCUACUGAUUGGUUCUUCGUGAUCGCCGACAGCUCGAAGGCGGGACUCUCCACCCUCUACCGCUGGAAUGAUAAAGGCUUCUAUUCCCACCAGUCGCUACACGAGUGGUUUAGAGACACCGACGCAGAGUUUGUGAGUCUGGACGGAAAACCACACCUCAUCCUGGCCAGCAGAUCACAGGUACCAGUCAUCUAUCAGUGGAAUCGCGGGUCCCAGAAGUUUGUUCUGCAGGGUGAGGUUCCCAACAUGGAGGACGUGGUGGCAGUGAAAGCCUUCAGAGUGGACGACAACCUGUACCUGGCCAUGACACGAUACAUUGGAGACUCAAAGGUGCUGCGUUGGACCGCCCCUAAGCAGUUCUCGGAGGUCCAAGCCCUCCCCUCGCGAGGAGCCAUGAUCCUGCAGCCCUUCACCUUCAAGCAGCGCCACUACCUGGCUCUGGGUAGCGACUACACCUUUUCGCGUGUGUAUGCCUGGGACGCGGAGGCCGGCGCCUUCCAGCGCUUCAAGGAGGUGUACAUCCAGGCCCCCAGGUCCUUCACCGCCGUCUCCACCGACCGACGAGACUUCCUUUUCGCCUCCAGCUUUAAAGGAAGCACGCAGAUCUACGAACACAUCCUCAUCGACCUCAGCCUGUAG